Messenger RNA from Lottia gigantea (owl limpet), 1917 nucleotides. RefSeq lists its product as hypothetical. Lineage: Eukaryota; Metazoa; Mollusca; Gastropoda; Lottiidae. Bases 1 to 1917 code for a protein of 638 amino acids. The record is from RefSeq and is a predicted model, not a curated record. The transcript is spliced from 2 exons.
AUGCCGCUAACAAACGCAGAAAGAUUACGAAGAUUCAGAGACAAGUUAAAAGCUGAUCCUGUAAGAUAUAACGAACACAAAAAGAAAGAGAGAAAGCGAUACCAUGAUAACAAAGUGGAUGGGACAGUUAAACUUAUUAAUGAGAAAACAGAAAGGGCACAGAGACAACAAAGAAAAAAAUGGAGAGGAUACAAAAGAACUCAAAGACAAAAAUUAAAAGAUGUUGAGCAACAGUUAACACCACCUAUCUCGCCUGUUGGUGAUGGCCCGCCUGAUGCACAAUUCGUGUUUCCUUCAUGUUCCCGUCAAAAAAUUCAAUCUAAUAAGAAGAGAAACCGAGAGAAAGCUAAAGUAUAUAGAGAUAAUCGAAUACUAGAGAAGAAACUUGAAAAUGCAAGUAGAACCAUAGAGAGACUAAAAAAGAGAUUGGCGCGUUCAACAAAUAAAGUAAAUUCUCCACGAAGUAAGACAAGAAAAUUGCUAAGACAUUUUGGACAUAAUAAUAAUGUAAGAAGGACACUAACAUAUCAUUAUGCGAUCUUACAACAAAUGAGAGAAAAGUAUAAAGAGUCAAAGCAGAAAAGAGUGAUUGCUGCAGCAGUCAUAGGUAGUGUUACAGCAAAAUACAAACUUAAAGACUUUUUAAGAAAGGAAUUAGGCAUGCGUUGCAAACAGGGAAAGCCCAAGAAAAGAUGCACUGUAUCUGUCAAACUUAAAAAGGAGGUGCAUGAUUUCUUUGAACGUGACGACAACUCAAGAAUGACAACAGGCAUCCGACAAACUGUCACUCGAAAUAAAGUAAAGCGUCAGAAGCGAUUGAUGCAAGAUACACUUGCAAAUCUGUAUUCUAAAUACCAAUCUGAGAGUAACCAAGUCAUCAGCUUCACUACAUUUUACAGACUCAAACCAUUUUGGGUCAAAUAUCCUACAGAACAAGACAGACAAACCUGCUUGUGUAAAACAUGCGAAAAUCUUGGAUUCAUGAUCAAAGAACUGUAUAAAAAUGAUGUCAUUACCACUACUUGCAUGGAUGCCAUAGUGGAGGAUGUUGUUUGUUCCACACAAGACAUUGACUGCAUGUAUGGGAAGUGUGAAACAUGUAAGGAGAAACGAAUUAUAACAAAGCCCUUUGAUCAAAACCUUGUGGUAACUUAUAGUGAGUGGGUAACAGAGAAAGAGACAAGAAAACUUCAGAAGAGUGGAGAAAUGAAAGAUGUAACAGUUACGACAAAGAAAGAAACAGAAACAUUUUUAGGAUUCUUACUGGAUCGUGUCCAUGAUGAACUAUGGCUGAAGUAUAGAAGACAUUCCUACAAUAUCAAAAACCAAUUCCGCCAUUACAAGAAAGUCAGAGAAACUCUUAAAUCAACUGAAUGCUUUAUUCAUAUUGACUUUGCAGAAAAUUUUGUGGGAAAACUUUCAAGUGAAAUACAAAGUAAACAUUUCGGGGCUUCAAAGACACAGAUAUCGCUCCACACUGGAUACUUUAUAACAGGCUCCAUGGAAGCAAUACAGUCAUUUUGUGGUGUAUCAGAUAUCCUGCAGCAUGACCCAAUCACUGUAUGGACAUUUCUUCGACCAAUAUUACAGAAGAUCAGAGAGCUUUUUCCUGAAGUAGACACCCUACAUUUCUACAUUGAUGGACCAACAACCCAGUAUCGACAAAAGCUGAAUUUCUAUUUGUUCUGUACAGAAAUAUAUGAACUUGGUUUUGAUAAAGCGUAUUGGAAUUUUCAAGCUGCAGGUCAUGGAAAAGGUAUUCCCGACGGAAUUGGAGCUGUAGUGAAGCGUUCUGCAGAUAUGAGAGUUCGACAUGGUCAUGAUAUAAUAAACGCAUCAACUUUGAUUGAACAAGUUUCAAAGGCAAUCAAUCCUAAAUUAACAGAAAAUAUAGUAUUACAUUAUUUCAAAUAUUAA